AUGUCAGUUUUUCUAUUAGAAGAAGUUUUGAUACCUACUCUUGAGUUCCUCGAAGACGACAUUCAAUCUUUACAUUCGUGCUUAUUAGUUAAUCGUUUUUGGUGUCGUUGUGCAGUCCCCAUUUUAUGGCGUUGUCCAUUUGAAGAUCUUUGGUCUGGAUCGCAUUUCAAACUUAUUAAUAGCUAUCUGGAGUGCCUGGAUGAGUCCUCAAAGGAUUUGUUAAGAGAAUUUUUUUGUGGUAUAUUUCCUACAUCAACUUUGGACACACAGCCUGCUUUUGACUAUAUAAAAUUUUUACAAAAACUUGAUUACCAAGCAUUGCACCAAGCUAUCGAAUCUUGGUGUAAAUACCAAGGUAUUGAUACAUACCAAGGUAUUGAUACCCAUGUUAUUACUCAAGAUUUAGAACCUGAUAUGGUGCUUUAUCCGACCAGCAUAAUCUUGGAUCUUUUAAUCGACCUAAUUGUGGAGCAGUCGAUAAACCUUUCAAAACUCUCCAUGUCUGUCGUCUCCCAUCGUGAAGGCGAAUAUCUUGAUUUAUAUCGAUACGAAGAGUUUGCUGAUACAUUCUUGCCAAAGUUGCAGUUUUUGGAUUGUGAUGAUUGCAUUCCAAGAAACUUGUCAUUCGCCUCACGGAUUGCUACAAACUUAAACAAAUUAAACAUUGAAUGUUCUUGGGGUAAUGAUGUGGAAAUAUUUUUACUCCUUCAGUCACAAAAAAAAUUGAAACAUUUGACAGUCAUUAAAAGAUGGCCACACUUAGAUAAAGAUGCAUUAGAGAAAAAAUUUUUAUCUAAUUCGCUCACUAGAGUAGACUUCAUAAAUAACAGAAACCCGAUCGAUAAUGGAGGUCCUUUAUGUGUGCUAUCUGUAUGCAAAAAUCUGGAAAUAUUACGAUUCGACAAUUGGAUGCCUUUCCGCAAAGAUGAUCUUCUCACAUUGGCGGCAGCAUCCUUUCCACAUUUAAGGAAAUUGGUAUUUACUCGAUGCAAGCCGCCACCAAUCGCUUUAGCAACGAUGAUUACAACAAACGGACUCAGUUUACGAGAAUUCAUAUUGACUUGGCAAUGUAACGAGGGAGUUGGAAAACGAUCAAAUCCGCGACAUACAAAAGUUAUACAGGCGAUUGCUUACAAUUGUCCUAACCUUACAUAUCUUGAUGUUCCGAUAGAAAGCGAAGACUUGGAGGAACUUUACCAGCUCUUGUGUAAUUGUACAAAGCUUGUGAGCUUGACGAUUAACACGUCUGCUAAUGAUAAUAAAGAAGAUUUUUAUUAUCCUGUUGACCAUUUCCUGCCAGCGAUGGGCUUUGUUAUUCCACAGACGUUAAGUCGAUUAAAGAUCUUUGCACCUUGGAAAUUUUCAGCCGAGUCUUUACGGAAAUUCUUGUUGGAAACAUGUAAAGCUCAAAUUAAGUGCAUGGGAUUAUACAGAUGGAUAAACGAUGAACAUCUUGCGGUUGUUACGCGAUACGCGAAAGAACGAAAAUGUUUAAGAGUUUUGAUUUUGCAUUGGUGUGAAACAACAUAUCCAAUAAGACAAAAAGCAAGAGAGGCUAUUGUUGAUUUACAAGUUUUCGAUCCGAUUGGUCGCCGAUUAGAGUAA
Messenger RNA from Racocetra persica, 1605 nucleotides. The record is from the annotation of a GenBank genome assembly. NCBI's taxonomy places the organism in Eukaryota, Fungi, Glomeromycota, Glomeromycetes, Diversisporales, Gigasporaceae.